Clupea harengus (Atlantic herring) is the source of this 3009-nucleotide messenger RNA. RefSeq names its product UDP-GlcNAc:betaGal beta-1,3-N-acetylglucosaminyltransferase 9 (gene b3gnt9). Gene Ontology annotation, biological process: protein O-linked glycosylation; poly-N-acetyllactosamine biosynthetic process. NCBI's taxonomy places the organism in Eukaryota, Metazoa, Chordata, Actinopteri, Clupeiformes, Clupeidae. Gene Ontology annotation, molecular function: hexosyltransferase activity; UDP-glycosyltransferase activity. Gene Ontology annotation, cellular component: Golgi membrane. The record is from RefSeq and is a predicted model, not a curated record.
CGGGCUCUUUCGCCGUGUCUCACAGGGCGCGCGACUGGAGCUGCUGCGCUGGCAUCUGGCUCGCAAGCACAUCCAACAGACUCCCGGGUGCGUCACGUGAGCAUGGGGGGAAAGAACACUCCGUUAAAAUAUGCGAGCGUCCCAAAACCAGCACAUUUCGUUCUAGGGGGAAUAAGCUCCACAUGCAAAGUUAGUGGCUAGUUAAUCGCUAUAAGGAUGUGCAGGCACUCUCCGUCUUUUAUUCAGCAAGUUUCAGUACUUUAAGGUUCUUCUUGGAUAUCCACAUUCUGAACGUGCAGAUUUUAUAUAGAAACGAGAUGGUCGGUUUUGGCAGUUGUAAUCUGUAAUUACUUGGUGACGUUUGCCGAUUUGGGAAAAAUAUUUAUCUCAGAGACCUGUGAUACACAGCGACAUCAAACAUGGAAUACUAUGUUUGCAUCUCAGAGCCUGGUGAAGGAACCAAAAGAGAUAUCUGAUGUCUUGGUCAUGAGACGUUAGAUGGCUGUACUUGGGGGCUGCUAUUCUCGAGACCCCUGGAGUUGCAGCAGCGGUGCUGUGAAUGGGAACAGUUAGGAGCCAAUCCAGAUUUCACUUUAAUGGAGGCAGCAUGUAGCACACAUUGACUCAGCCUGACUUCACUUUAAGGAGGCCAGAGAGGCACCGCAUGGAGAAAGUAAUCCAUGCUUGAAGAACGGGGCCUUUUUUUUCCACCAGCGAGGGAGUUUGUUAGUGGGCCACAAUGAGAAGGAUUCACCUAAAAGGCGAUGUGGUUUGCACCCUCGCCCUGUUGAUGUUGUUCUGUCUCUUGUUUUACGCCCACCACAGCCUUACUCCUUUUUGGGAGAGCUGGCAGUUGGAACAGGGCACGCCCAGCUCUCGAUCCCUUCUGGGUGCUCCGGCGGAUAACCAAGACAAUGAGCAGGCCCUAACCAAACCUUCAGACUUACCACGGUGCAAGCCAGAGCCUCAGGCCCGGUCGGUGUCCCAGACACAGCCGAAAGCCAAACCUCAGGCCAAAUCCAAACCACACGGGAAAACAAAAUCCCUAUCUAAGGCCAAGGCAAAAGGCGGGGUUAAAAAAGCUCCACCCACUAAGACUGCAGUGGGGCCGACCCUUGCCCCCUUCGACUUCGAGGACUAUCUCCGCAAGAAGGACAACCGGAAUUUCAGGAUGAUGAUUGAUCAGCCUGACAAAUGCGGAGGCCCCGGUGAAGCUCCUCCUUACCUGCUCGUCGCCGUGAAGUCGGUGGCGGCAGACUUUGAGAAGAGGCAGGUGGUGCGGCGCACCUGGGGCCGAGAGGGCGUCAUCCAGGAAGGCAUCGACAUCAAGACGGUCUUCCUGCUGGGAGUGCCCAGAAAUCGCACCUCGCUGCCGCUGUGGGACAGGCUGUUGGCGUACGAGAGCGCCACCUUCAGCGACAUUCUCCUCUGGGACUUUGAGGACACGUUCUUCAAUCUCACUCUCAAAGAGACACACUUCCUGCAGUGGGUGAACAGUAGCUGCGCCGGGAUCAAGUUCAUCUUCAAGGGCGACGCCGACGUCUACGUGAAUGUGGAGAACAUCCUGGAGAUGCUGCACGGCCAGGAUGACCACAAGGACCUCUUCGUGGGAGACAUCAUUGUCCGCGCCCGACCCAUACGCCGGCGCAACAGCAAGUACUUUGUGCCCGAGUCUGUGUACGGCCAGGGUGUGUACCCGUCCUACGCUGGCGGUGGGGGCUUCGUCAUGUCAGGCCACACAGCGCUCAGGCUGAACCGGGCAUGCCAGGAAGUGGAGCUCUUCCCCAUCGACGACGUCUUCCUUGGCAUGUGCCUGCUCCGGAUCGGCCUUACGCCAUCCCGGCACGAAGGCUUCCGUACGUUUGGCAUCGUGCGGUCCUCGGCCGCGCCGCACCUCCAGGUGUUCGACCCCUGCUUCUACCGCGAGCUGAUGGUGGUGCACAGCCUGACGGUGCCACAGAUCUGGCUCAUGUACAACCUGCUCCACGACCCCCACCUCUCAUGCCACUCCAACCGGACGCCCACCUCGUGGCCAUUCAAGUGGAGGGACAAGGCCUCGCCUACAGCCAAGGGACAGGCCGAUCCAGGGGAGCAAGACUACGGAAUGAAAGUGUUUGUGAAACAUUGAGUUCGUGACUCCAAAAUGGACUAUACUGUGAAUGUGUUUCUAUGAUGAAAGGGGUUAAAAAAACCUAAUAUUGUGAAAAAAAUACCGGUUGUGCCAAUCAACUUUUUCUCCCUCUUGUUCAAUAUGUAUGCAUGUCUGUCAUACGAAUGUUACUUAAGUGCUGGCUGGUACGCAGAAGUCUAAUGUUUGAGUGUGAGGCUAACUGAAGUUAACAGUUUUGUGAACUCGCUCCCUCGAGUAAAAUCAAGGGUUUGAGGAUUUGCUCCCGCCAUUUUGAGAUUCAUACAAGAUGGCGGCACAAGAGUCCCCCAAGAGAGAGUCUGGGAGCGUUUUUAACUUUCCAGAGGGAAACGGACCCCUAGUUGUAUUACGCAUUCAAAGAGCUUCAAAGACUCUAUGGUAGGAUCAUUUGGAUUCACAGAAGAACCCGGUGAAUCUCGUUUACUUUUGUUUGCACAUAUUCAAACUUGGAAACACUUGAAGGUGCUAGUGCCUGAAAAUCUUAGUGAUUGUUUUCUUCGCCAUCUUUGAGCUAUCAGAUGAAAUCUUUUUGUCAAGUCAAACUGUUAUGAGCGCCAUAUGGUCCAACACAGACUUGUGAAUCAGAGGCCAUUUCUGAUGCCAGAAUGUAAGAACCUCAAAAUUGCCCAACAUUCCAGAUGCAUGGAACCUGCUGUUACGAUGACCUUUGAAAAUGUAUCAGUAUUACCUCUGAAUAGUCUGCUGUAUGUAAAUACAAAAUGUUGAAUUCAAAAAUCAAAAACACUGAAAAGGUUCCUGGAGAAAGACAUAUGCAUGUAAAACUUUUUUUCUUUUGAAGAAAAUAAAUAAAACACGAAUGGAAACAAAAAAACAUACAAACAACGGGAAUUCUUUCUUCU